This is a messenger RNA of Sardina pilchardus (European sardine), 5981 nucleotides long. It is a transcript of the gene myo5ab, whose product is annotated as myosin VAb. The record is from RefSeq and is a predicted model, not a curated record. The transcript has 41 exons. Gene Ontology annotation, cellular component: vesicle; myosin complex; cytoplasm. NCBI's taxonomy places the organism in Eukaryota, Metazoa, Chordata, Actinopteri, Clupeiformes, Clupeidae. The coding region runs from base 145 to 5616 and encodes 1823 amino acids. Gene Ontology annotation, biological process: vesicle transport along actin filament; actin filament organization. Gene Ontology annotation, molecular function: ATP binding; actin filament binding; microfilament motor activity.
CUCAUAGGUUACUCACGCCUUGUCCCUCUGCUUUACACGGUUCACAGAAUUACGUAUUUAUGAAUGUAGUUUUUUAAAAAUCCAACUGUCGAUUGAAAGACAGUGACUUAAGUUACUGGUAUUGGUAGCUUACAGAGAAGUGACAUGGCAGCUUCGGAACUUUACUCAAAGGGUGCGCGUGUGUGGAUCCCUGACCAGGUGGAGGUGUGGCGUCCAGCGGACCUGCUGAGGGCCUACACACCUGGAGACACGUCGCUACUGCUGCAGCUGGAUGAUGGCACCGAGUUGGAGCACAAGCUUGUGAAGGCCCCCCCCCUGCCCCUGCUGCCCCCCCUGCGUAACCCCGAUAUCCUGGUGGGGGAGAACGACCUGACGGCACUCAGCUACCUGCACGAGCCUGCCGUGCUCCACAACCUGAGAGUGCGCUUUAGCGACUCACGACUCAUCUACACCUACUGCGGCAUUGUGUUGGUAGCCAUCAAUCCAUACGAGUCUCUGCCCAUCUAUGGCUGUGACAUCAUUAACGCGUACAGUGGUCAGAACAUGGGGGACAUGGACCCCCACAUCUUUGCGGUGGCUGAAGAGGCCUUCAAGCAGAUGGCCAGAGAUGAGAAGAACCAGUCCAUCAUAGUGAGUGGGGAAUCUGGGGCAGGGAAGACGGUCUCGGCCAAAUACGCCAUGAGGUACUUCGCCACAGUCAGCGGGGCGUCAGGCGAGGCCAAUAUCGAGGAGCGUGUGCUGGCGUCCAGUCCCAUCAUGGAGGCCAUUGGGAAUGCCAAAACCACCCGCAAUGACAACAGCAGCCGCUUUGGGAAGUACAUUGAGAUUGGGUUUGACAGGAAGUACCAGAUGAUGGGGGCCAACAUGAGGACGUACCUGCUGGAGAAGUCCAGAGUCGUGUUCCAGGCCAGUGAGGAGCGGAACUAUCAUAUAUUUUAUCAGCUGUGCGCUUGCUCUCACACUCCUGAAUUUAAGGACCUGAAAUUAGGCCGGGCAGAUGACUUCCAUUUCACCAACCAGGGGAAGAGCCUCGUAAUAGAGGCAGUGGACGACGGGAAAGAGAUGACUGCCACCAGGAGGGCUUUGACCAUGUUGGGCAUCGAUGAGACCCAGCAGAUGGGUCUGUUCAGGAUCCUGGCCGGAGUUCUUCAUCUGGGGAACGUGGAGAUCAGGCCGCGGGGGGCUGACAGCAGCACUGUGUGUCCAGACAGCCCUUCCCUGCUGACGUUCUGUGAGCUGAUGGGCGUGCCCGUGAAGGAGAUGUCUCAUUGGCUGUGCCACAGGAAGCUGAAGACGGCGUCGGAGACGUACACCAAAGCCAUGUCCGGAGUGCAGGCGCAGAGUGGGCGCGAUGCCCUGGCCAAGCACGUGUACGCCCGCCUCUUCAGCUGGACCGUGCUCCGCAUCAACGCAGCGCUGCACAACGCUGGCAACAGACACGCCUUCAUCGGGGUUCUAGACAUCUAUGGGUUUGAGACGUUUGAGGUCAACAGCUUUGAACAGUUCUGCAUCAAUUAUGCCAAUGAGAAGCUCCAACAGCAGUUUAACUUGCAUGUGUUUAAGCUGGAGCAGGAGGAGUACAUGAAGGAGGACAUCCCAUGGACACUGAUUGAUUUCCAUGACAACCAGCCCUGUAUCAGCCUGAUCGAAGCCAAGAUGGGCAUUCUGGACCUGCUGGAUGAAGAAUGCAGAAUGCCUAAAGGUUCUGACGGGUCGUGGGCCCAGAAGCUGUACAGCUCCCACGAGAAGAGCAGCGCUCACUUCCAGAAGCCGCGCAUGUCCAACUCCGCCUUCAUCGUCCUGCACUUCGCCGACAAGGUGGAGUACGAGUGUGAGGGGUUUCUGGAGAAGAAUAAAGACACAGUGAAUGAGGAGCAGAUCAGUGUCCUGAGGUCCAGUAAGUUUGAGCUGCUGCUGGAGCUGGUGGAGGAGGAGGAGUGUGUGUCUGCAGCUGGAGGAGGACCUGCUCACACUCGCCUGAAGACGUCACGCAGCAGCACACGACUCACACACACUCGCAAGAGCGUCAGCCUGCAGUUCCGCAACUCUCUGCACCAGCUCAUGGACACUCUGAACGCCACCGCGGCCCACUAUGUGCGCUGCAUCAAGCCCAACGACCACAAGGCCCCCUUCACACUGGACCCAGUGCGUGCAGUGCAGCAGCUCAGAGCGUGUGGAGUUCUGGAGACUAUUCGCAUCUCAGCGGCCGGAUUCCCCACCAGGUGGACGUACCAGGAGUUCUUCACGCGGUACCGGGUCCUCAUGAAGCAGGCCAACGUGCUGCCUGAUCGCAAAGCCACCUGCAAGAAGUUCCUGCCGCAGCUGGUGGAGGAUGAGGACAAAUAUCAGUUUGGGAAGUCCAAGAUCUUCUUCCGGGCGGGGCAGGUGGCCUACCUGGAGAAGCUGCGCUCUGAUAGGCUGCGGGAGGCGUGCGUGCGGAUCCAGAAGACGAUUCGCUGCUGGCUGCAACGCAAGAAGUUCCUGCGCAUGCGCACGGCGGCCAUCACCAUCCAGAGAUACGUCAGAGGCCACCAGGCUCGCCGGUUGGCACUGUCCCUGCGUCGUGCCCGGGCGGCGCUGGUGAUCCAGAAGUACGAGCGCAUGUGGGCAGCACGGAGGAGGUUCCAGCGCCAGCGCUCAGUUGCCCUCCUGCUGCAGCGCCACUACAGAGGCUACGCCGCCCGCAAGGAGCACCAGAGGGUGCUGUACGAGCGUAAGGUGUGUGUGCUGCAGCGCUGGGUGAAGGGCUGGCGGGCGCGGGUGCGGUACCGGCGGGUGCGGGCGGCACUGGUGUUGCUGCAGAGCUGUGUGCGGCGCUGGUUGGCACGGCGACAGCUCAAGAGGCUGCGGGUGGAGGCACGCUCCGUGGAACACUUCAGGAAGCUCAACGUGGGCAUGGAGAACAAGAUCAUGCAGCUGCAGCGACGCCUCGACCAGCAGCACAAGGAGAGCCGUGUGCUCGGGGAGAAGCUGCACGCAGUCGAGGUCAGCCACGCCUCCGAGCGGGAGCGUCUGAUUGGCCAGCUGGAGCGGCUGAAGGGGAUGGAGGAGAACAGCAGGAUCCAAUCGGAUCGUGUGAGCGGUCUGGAGGCGGAGCUAGAGGUCAGCAGGCAGCAGCUGCAGCGCAGCCGCCAGGAGAGACUGCACGACCAGCAGGGGGCGCUACUGGACAAGGACGCCUUGGGGCAGCAAGUGGCUGAGCUUAAGGAGCGGAACGUUGUGCUGAAGAGUGAGAAGGAGGAGCUCAACAGACGCAUCGCUGAACUGGAGAGGAAGGCAGUGGAGCGGGAGAAGGCUCAUGAGGGGAACAUGCAGCAGCUGGAGUCGGAGCUGAACGAGGAGCGCUGUCGCUACCAGAACCUUCUCUCAGAACACCACAAGCUAGAGGAGCGGCACUGCAGCCUGAGGGAGCAGCAGAGUGCAGGUGCAGUAGCUCUGCAGAGGAAGGACUCCAGCAUCUCCAGCAUCUCCAGCACGGCUGCGUCUGACACCCUCAGCUCUGGCUACGGGGAGGGGGAGGAGGACCGGAGCACCGGGGAGGAGAGCUCCACGGGUCGUGGCAUGUCUCUGCUGCUCAUGCUGCAGAAGAAGGUGACGGAGCUGGAGAGAGACAAACACAACCUGCAGAAUGAGCUGGACUCCAGAGACGACCAGCUACUCACCAACAGAGCCAAGGAGGAAGAGGAGUUUAAGAGGACUCUGCUGUCAGAGCUGGACCAGGAGGCGCUGAAGCGUCAGGAGCUGGAGUCUGCGAACAGGAAGCUGAAGCGGGAGCUGAGCGAGCUGCGGGAGGCUCUGGGCCAAUCAGAGGACUCGAGCACGGCGGCCCCAGGAUCGCCAGCCUAUAAGGUGCUGCUGGAGCAGCUCAGCACAGCCAAUGAGGAGCUGGACCUGCGCAAGGAGGAGGUGCUGAUGCUCCGCUCCCAGCUGGUGGGUCUGGACACCCAAAAGAAUAAGGAAUCUGAUGAUUCUGCCAACAGCAGCAGGUCCCUGACCUUUGACAUCCACGAGCUGAAUGAGGACGGGGAGUUAUGGAUGGCCAACGAGGGGCUCAAGGAGACCAACAGGUUGCUGUUGUCCCAGCUGCAGGCCAUGACUGAGGAGGUGUGUAGUGUGCGCUCUGCCCUGGAGAGGGCGCUGCAGGAGCGUGACCAGCAGGGGGAGCUGCUGAGCCAAAGCCUGACCCUCCCCCACCACGCCCGCAUCCCCGCCAGCCUGCAGCACGAGAUCAGCAGACUCACCAAACACAACCUGCAUCCCCGCCAGCCUGCAGCACGAGAUCAGCAGACUCACCACACACAACCUGGAGCUGGCGGAGCAGAGAGGCAGGACAAGGCGCUCCGCAAGAUGAAGAAGCAGCUGAAGGCCCACAUGAGGAGAGCUGCAGAUGGAGACCUACCGUUGGAGCUGGGCUCUGUGGACAGUCAGCCCAAAGCCACUCUGGCCCGUAAGGAGCGCGACUGCAGGGGGAUGCUGGUCUGCAAGAGGGAGGACGAGAGCAAGCUACUGAAGAUCCUCAUCACAGACCUGCGUCCACGGGGUGUAGCGGUCAGCAUGACCCCCAGCCUGCCCGCCUACAUCCUGUUCAUGUGCCUCCGCCACGCCGACUUCACCAACGACGACCAGCGCGCAACCAAGCUGCUCAACUCCACCAUCAACAGCAUCAAGGGAGUCAUGAAGAGGAAAGGAAACGACUUUGAGAUGGUGUCGUUCUGGCUGGCCAACACGUGCUGCUUCCUGCACUGUCUGGAGCAGUAUAGUGGAGAGGAGAUCUACACCAAGCUCAACACCCCUCAGCAGAACGAGCACUGCCUGGUGAACUUUGACCUGGCUGACUACCGCCAAGUGCUGUGUGACCUCGCCAUUCAGAUCUACCAGCAGCUCACCAAGUGUGUGGAGGAUACCCUGCAGCCUCUCAUCGUGUGUGGGAUGCUGGAGCAGGACUCUAUCCCCGGGGUGCUGGGGGUGAAGGCGACGGGGGUGCGUAAGCGCACGUGCAGCGUGACGGAGGAGAGCGGGGGGGCGGCUCUGGACUCCAUCCUGCGCGCGCUGAGCGGCUUCCACGCGUUGCUACGGCAACACGGCGCUCCGCCCCACCUCAUCCGCCUCGCCGUCAAGCAGCAGUUCUACAACGUCUGCGCCGCCACCCUCAACAGCCUGCUGCUGCGCAAGGACAUGUGCUCCUGGAGCAAGGGCCUGCAGAUCAGGUAUAACGUGUGCCAGCUAGAGGACUGGCUGCAGGACAAGGCUCUGUUGACCAGUGGGGCCAGAGAGAUGCUGGAGCCGCUCAUCCAGGCCGCGCAGCUGCUGCAAGUCAAGAAGAAAUCACAGCAGGACGCCCAGGCCAUCGCCUCCAUGUGUACCGCACUCACCGCCGUACAGAUCGUGAAGAUCCUGAACUUGUACACUCCAGUGAACGAGUUUGAGGAGAGAGUCGCCCCGACAUUUAUUAAGACCAUUGAGGCGUGUCUGCAGGGCCGUAAGGAGUCAUCUCAGCUCCUCAUGGAGACCAAGAACAUCUUCCCCGUCACCUUCCCCUUCCAUCACUCCUCCGUCGCCCUGGAAACCAUUCUCAUUCCCAACAGCCUCAACCUGGGCUUCCUCACACGAGUGUGAACACACACACACACACACACACACACACACCAGACCUGUGAGCCAUAUCAGGUAUAUGUUCAGUUAGUUUGGCUGCAUGGUAUGCAGAUGAUGUGACUCCUGUGUCAUCCAGGCGUUGACAAACAGGGUGACAUACCCAGGUGUGUGUGUGUGUGUGUGUGUGUGUGUGUGUGUGUGUGUGUGUGUGUGUGUGUGUGUGUGUGAGUGUGUGUGUGUGUGUGUGUGUGUGUGUGUGUGUGUGUGUAUUACAGCUGUGCACACAUGUGUGGAACUGAAAGGGAUCCUACAGGACAGCAGUGGCCUCUUCCUCCCUUUCUAUAUCUGGUGCCCUGACCACAUGCUCUUAACUGUGUGUGUGUGUGUGU